GCCAUUCAAAACACAUUACAAUAACACGUGUUUUGUUAACAAUUUUGUUGAUUAACUAAACAAUUGAUAAAUUAUGGGAAAAGCGAAGAAAUUAAAGCAUUUAAAGGCCAUUAGAAACGAGCCGUUAGACCAACAGAUCGGUGGACACAAUGCCGUCAAACAGAGAGACCGACAAAAAGCCAAAUAUAAGGACUCGACUGAAGAGGAAGGGAAUCAACAAAAUUAUAUCGACCCGAAACUGACGGCACGUAUACUGAAGUCCGCGCGAAGACAACAGACAGAACUCGAGGACGAGUUGGCGGAGACGGCCGGCGGUUCCGGUCUCGCGGACGGCCGAACACCCGCUCGGAAGCCGACAAAACUGGCCAACACUGGCGACGACCAGACGGACAGUGAGUACGGGUCGGACGACGAGGCGGUGGACGACUACUACGAGUCGAUUCAGAUCACCGCCGAAGACGAGCGCGCGUUAGAAGUGUUUAUGAAUAGAGACGGAGAGAAACGCAAGACUUUGGCCGACGUUAUCGCCGAAAAGAUACGCGAAAAGGAGACCGAAAUACAGACACAACUGUCGGACGCGACCGGUAUUAACGUCGAGGACUUGGAUGAGAAAGUGGUUGAGCUCUACAAAGGAGUCAAACUAGUGUUGUCUCGAUAUCGGAGCGGAAAACUGCCCAAAGCUUUCAAGAUUAUACCCGCGCUCUCCAAUUGGGAACAGAUAUUGGAGAUCACAGAUCCGGACGGGUGGACAGCGGCGGCAAUGAUGGCGGCGACGCGUAUAUUCACAUCCAAUCUGAAGGAACGGAUGGCUCAGCGCUUCUAUAAUCUAAUAUUAUUGCCACGACUUCGCGAUGAUAUCGACGAAUAUAAAAGACUUAAUUUCCACUUAUAUCAGGCGCUGAGGAAAUCGCUGUUCAAAUCGGCCGCCUUUUUCAAGGGUAUAAUACUUCCGCUCUGCGAGUCCGGCAACUGUACGCUCCGGGAGGCCGUCAUCAUAGGCUCAGUGAUGGCCAAACAACACAUACCGAUCCUUCACUCGUGCGCAGCGAUGCUAAAGAUCGCCGAAAUGGACUAUUCGGGCGCUAACUCUGUGUUUCUUCAUAUACUGAUCAACAAGAAGUACGCUCUUCCGUAUCGAGUGGUCGACGCACUCGUCUAUCACUUCCUGCGCUUCUCCAACGACAAGCGAGAGUUGCCUAUCCUCUGGCAUCAGUGCCUACUUGUGUUCGCACAACACUAUAAACAGGAUCUCUCCUCCGAACAGAAGGACGCACUCCUGGAACUGUUGAGACUUCAGUCUCACUAUCAGAUCACACCUGAGAUCAGGAAAGAGUUGUUAAACUCUAAGAGUAGGGAUGAGAUAGUGGUCGAGCCCUCAGCUGAUGGCUCUGUCGGUGAGACAUCAUCGCCGGCCGACACUAUGGAAGACGAAUCUAAUGAAUGAAUUAUCAAUUUUUAUUAAUUAACAUAUUAUGUAAAUAUUGUUUUGAAAUUCAUAUAACUUUUAGACAUU
Messenger RNA from Medioppia subpectinata, 1513 nucleotides. Lineage: Eukaryota; Metazoa; Arthropoda; Arachnida; Sarcoptiformes; Oppiidae. The record is from the annotation of a GenBank genome assembly.